This is a messenger RNA of Phlebotomus argentipes, 609 nucleotides long. It is a transcript of the gene Pfdn1, whose product is annotated as prefoldin subunit 1. Gene Ontology annotation, cellular component: cytoplasm; prefoldin complex. The record is from RefSeq and is a predicted model, not a curated record. Bases 161 to 556 code for a protein of 131 amino acids. Lineage: Eukaryota; Metazoa; Arthropoda; Insecta; Diptera; Psychodidae. The transcript is spliced from 3 exons. Gene Ontology annotation, molecular function: protein folding chaperone. Gene Ontology annotation, biological process: protein folding.
UUCAUUGUCCCAAAAUAGAUGUCAGUGCGAUCGUCAAAACACGGCAUUCUCAGCCGCAUUUUCACGUGAAUUUUCUGUCGUGAUUUGUGUGAAAUACAGCAGCUUUUACUGCAAUUUUCACUUCUCUUUCUUGUGUUUAUAGAGGAAAUACUAAUUUGCAAUGGCUGCAGUAGCAUCUCCAGCAGAUCUCGAACUGAGAAAGGCAUUCGCGGAGAUGCAGAUGAACAAAAUAGAGUCUACAAAAAAACUGAGAGUGCUGGACAUGCAGAUAGAGUCGCUGAAGAAGUCAAAACAGAGACUUAUCAUCACUGAGCACGAAGUGACAAAUCUACCUCCGGAAACAAAAGUCUACUCAUCAAUAGGGAGAAUGUUUGCCCUGUCUUCAGUGCCGGAAAUGAGUGCUGAGCUGAAGGGGAAGCAGACAAAAGUGGACUCCAUGAUCAGCCAGUGUGACAACAACAAAGGUUAUCUGAUGAAAAAUCUCAAGGAGCAGGAGGACAGCCUCAGAGAGCUGGUGCAGCAGAAAAAACGCGAUGCUGACAGUGCUGCCAAGUAGCUUUAUUUUCUCUGAAUGAAGUGAUCGAGAUUAAAAUUGGCGAACGACGCGAA